This is a messenger RNA of Porites lobata, 985 nucleotides long. NCBI's taxonomy places the organism in Eukaryota, Metazoa, Cnidaria, Anthozoa, Scleractinia, Poritidae. The record is from the annotation of a GenBank genome assembly.
AUGCAAAUGACCAGGAAUUAUCCGCUUUUAAUGGUUUUCUUAGCAGAGGCAAAGAGAAUAUUCACGAGAAAGCUAGACAUAUUCAGAAACGAGAUUAGAGCUGCAAGUGAUCUUAUUCUUCAAAAUCUUCCUCGCGAUGACUUCGCCACGUGUUUGAUCACAGCAGAUGUCUACCAGGUCAAAGGCGAAUGUUUUUCUGCGAUCAAAGUUACGGCAAACGGAGACUGCUUGUUUAACUCCAGUUCAAUUCUUCUACACGGGAAUGAAUCUCUCGCAAUAUUGUUGCGCCUCUUACAUUUAAUGCGCAGUUUUAUUUUAUUGCUCUUCUGUUUGGAGCAAUACUACUCAAACUAAUCUGGACAAGCUCCAAGCAGUACAGAAUUUCGCUUGUCGUAUUUUGAGCGGCGCUAAAAAAUUCGAUCACAUAACUCCUUUGCUAAAAGACUUGAGCUGGCUACCAAUCAGGCAACAACUUUAUUUUCGUUUUGCUGUUCUGGUUUUUAAGUGCAUGACGAGUUGUGCUCCGGAGUAUUUGACAUCAAAGCUCGUUGGAAGAUCCGCCGUCUCGACAAGGAAUACGAGAAAUUCUCAACUUUUGAACAUACCACUCUUCCGCACUGCCAGCGGCCAAAGGACCUUUCAAUAUAGAGCAACCUCUCUCUGGAAUGAGUUGCAACCUGCGCUCAAACUUAGCCCAUCCGUGACGGAAUUCAAGUGUUUACUCAGGCAAAAGCUUCUUAAUGACUCCUUUAUUUAAUUAAUUUAAUUAAUUUUAUUGACCUUUGUCUUCUUUUAUCAUUGUUAUAUUCUUAUUGUCAUGUACUUGGUUUAUAAUUUUGUAAUGUAAAAUUGACUCUGAAAAGCCCCGUGGGGACGAGCCAAUAAAGUAUGUAUGUAUGUAUGUAUGUAUUGUGACCAUGAUGCUUCUGACGGUAUGAAACGAAGACAAACAUGGCGCUGCGAGAGCGCUAAGUCGAAGUUGUAG